Cuscuta campestris is the source of this 2163-nucleotide messenger RNA. The record is from the annotation of a GenBank genome assembly. Lineage: Eukaryota; Viridiplantae; Streptophyta; Magnoliopsida; Solanales; Convolvulaceae.
AUAGGAAUGGAGGGAGUAUUUAUUAUUUAUAAAGUUAAACCUUAAACACUCUCUUCAUAAAUUAAAAUUUUCUACUUUUAGAACCGUCUGACCCAAGGGAAUUGGCGGUCAGAAGAAUGGAGGUACUGGAAUGUUAGGAACUGGCUCCUCCAGCGACGUUUCUGUCAAUAUUGUUUCUCCCGAUUGGAAGCUUCAUCAAAUUUCCCAAGUCUAGCACCCUGAGUCCGCAUAAUCCAUCUAUGGAAUUGGAUGACUGGGAACCUAGUGCGCAUGAGCUUGAUUCUCUGGAGCAAGAUGCCCUGAAACAAAUCGCCGAGCGCAACUCGUCAUCUUAUUCUGCUACCACCUCUCUCCAGCAUACUCAGAAAGGUGCUCAAUCUCAACCAUCUAGAAUAACGACUUCAGUUGGGUCAACUAAAACAGCUGGGCACCAUGAAGAUAAUUUGUUAAGAAAGCCACAAAAACGUUUUGUUAAAAUUUUUCUCCAUGCAAGUGGUAAUAUAGCUGCAAGAUUCCUGUUUGAUCAGCAACUUGUUGAUGCCUUCCGCAAAAUACCUAAAGCUGGUUGGAAUGCAAAAGAAAGAUUGUGGAUGUUUCCGCUGUCAUCGUUGUCAUCUGCAGAAAAAGUCCUAAAUGAAAUUUCUAGCUUAAACGUGGAGAUUGAGAGCUUAGAUCCGUUGGUGCGGCGUGCUAUUGCUGCAGCCAAUGAAGUUUGUGAUAUUCAAGAUCGCUAUGAAUACAUUCCUGAAAGCAUUGAAAAAAAGCUAAUGCCUUUUCAGCAGGAUGGUGUACGAUUUGCCUUGCAACAUGGUGCUCGUGUCUUUCUAGCUGAUGAAAUGGGACUUGGAAAGACACUUCAGGCCAUUGCUGUAAGUUGUUGUAUCCGUGAAUCAUGGCCUGUUCUUAUUAUUACUCCAUCUUCUUUGCGUUUGCAUUGGGCUUCUAUGAUUCAACAGUGGCUUGAUAUUUCACCUUCUGAUAUACUUGUGGUUUUAUCCCAAUCAAGUGGUUCAAAUAGGGCAGGAUUCAAAGUGGUGCCAUCUAAUGCAAAGAGAUCUAUCCAACUUGAUGGUCUCUUUAAUAUAAUUUCCUAUGAUAUUGUUCCUAAGCUAAAGGAUACCUUAAUGGCAUCAGAAUUCAAGGUUUUCUUAAACUUGGAAGAAAAGGAGAUGAAGUCUAUCAACGCUUUAUUCCGUGAGUUGGAGCUUGUCAAAGGAAAAAUUAAAUCAAGCCAAUCCAAGGAUGAUUAUGAAUCACUAAAGUUAACCGAGAAGAAUCUUAUAAGUAAGAUAUAUAUUGCUUCUGCGGAGGGCAAGAUUCCAUCGGUUUUGGAUUACUUAGGAACGGUUAUUGAGGCAGACUGCAAGUUCCUUAUAUUUGCUCAUCACCUACAAAUGAUUGAUUCGAUACACCAGUAUUUGCUUAAAAAGAAAGUUGGCUGCAUUCGCAUUGAUGGCAGUACUCCCGCAGCAUCACGUCAAGCUUUGGUUACAGAUUUCCAGGAGAAAGAAUCAAUAAAGGCUGCAGUGCUAUCUAUCAAAGCCGGAGGUGUUGGAUUGAAUUUGACAGCAGCAAGCACAGUCAUAUUUGCAGAGCUAUCUUGGACUCCGGGUGACCUUAUUCAAGCAGAAGAUCGUACUCAUAGAAUUGGCCAGGCAGCAUCGGUCAAUAUAUACUAUCUUCUGGCAAAUGACACCGUUGAUGACAUAAUUUGGGAUGUUGUUCAAAGUAAACUGGAAAAUUUGGGACAGAUGCUUGAUGGAGAAGAGAAGUCUCUAGAAGUAUCAGCAGGUCACUCAAAUAAAAGUCCUAGGAAACAGAAGACACUUGAUUCCUUCAUGAAGCGUUGCAGCACCCCAUCAUUGGACAAUGAGCCGAUGCCAAAAUGCCCGCGGCGUUAAUCAUCAACGAAAACUAUUAGUGUUGGAACAUUUGUUUUGGAAAGUACUGUUUCAAAUCAACCCUUCACUAUACUGUAUCUUCUAUGGUCAGUUUGUGCAUUAUUUUUGGUAUUAUGCAUGGUGCUCCUAUUAGUUGAGCCUGCAUGUUUUCUCAUUUCUUAAAAAAAUGGGCAUUUUUUUUGGGAAAUUCCUUGUUGAGCAAUAUGGCAAGACAUGAGAAAACACUUCUUUUGUCUAUCUUGACUAAAGAUACACAAGAUAG